AUGGUUGAGCCUCAUCUGAAGGAGAGAAGAAACAGAGGUCGAAUUGAUAUCUCAGCAGAGGAGCGAGUUGUGGUGACUUUGCGGUACCUGGCAACAUGGGACAGUAUGGCUUCACAAUCUUUUAAUUUUAGAAUUGGCCGUGCAACAGUCUCCAACAUUGUGCGAAAAGUAUGUGAUGUUAUUUGGACAGCACUGAGCCCCAAGUAUCUCAGGAUGCCAUCGAGUGCGCAGGAGUGGCUGGAAAUUGCAAGGCAGUUUAAAGAGGAGUGGGAUAUCCCUCACAUUAUUGGUGCUGUGGAUGGAAAGCAUGUCGCUAUCGAAUGCCCAAAAUUUGGAGGUUCUAUGUACUACAACUACAAGGGCUUUCACAGUUCAGUCCUAAUGGGCAUCUGUGAUGCAAAGUACUCCUUUAUAUGGGUGGGUGUUGGGUCAUAUGGACAGACAAUGAUGCCUCAAUUUUUGGCCAGUCUUCCGUUUGCCAUCACAACUUCCUCAUGCAAACAGACAACGCUUAUUACCUACCAAACGGAUUUGUGGACAGCUACAAUAAUGUGGAAUUUAAGGAGGGGGAAUAUGGCGCACUAUUGUAUGAGAAGAUGA
Anneissia japonica is the source of this 600-nucleotide messenger RNA. RefSeq names its product putative nuclease HARBI1. The record is from RefSeq and is a predicted model, not a curated record. Bases 1 to 600 code for a protein of 199 amino acids. The transcript has a single exon. NCBI's taxonomy places the organism in Eukaryota, Metazoa, Echinodermata, Crinoidea, Comatulida, Comatulidae.